Molecule: messenger RNA, 2374 nt
Organism: Pyricularia grisea
Lineage: Eukaryota; Fungi; Ascomycota; Sordariomycetes; Magnaporthales; Pyriculariaceae
Exons: 3
Coding region: 275-2137 (620 amino acids)
Biological process (GO): protein dephosphorylation
Molecular function (GO): protein serine/threonine phosphatase activity
Source: RefSeq, a predicted model, not a curated record
GUUACUUUGACGAGGCUCGGCGGUUUCGAGGUUCAGAUAGGCCCCAGACUUCAUUCAACACACCCAGUCUCUGUUCUCGGUGAGGCUCGAGGCGACCGACUGCUGCAGGUUGUUGCUUGUCCGCUACAAAUCCUGACGCAGCACUCCAACUAAACCUGUUCCUGUGACUGGCCAUCACCUACCUACCUCGAACGAUAACUGCCGCCAAGUCAAUUAAUUCAUGUAGUAGACCUCGGUAUUUCCACAUUCCUGGAACCAUACCAUCGCUGCUACCAUGCGCUCACGGAACGCGAAGGCUCUUUGCACCGCCACCUACCAGCUAGCUGUUCGGAGCAUCACGCGCAACACUGCAAGGACCAAGCCUGGAUUCUCAUUAGUCGGAAGCUGCAGCACCCCAACCGUCCGCAAGAGCAUCGUCCUUCGCCGAUUAUAUUCAUCCCACUCCCGAACCCGCACACCCCGCCCUGAACAUGCACCAGUGAACCAGCAGCUGUUGAUCUCGUCCAUGUCCGUUCGUCGUUUCUCGCUCGCCCUUGUCUCCGGCCUUGUUGGCUACGGCGCCUGGUAUUCAUACAGAGACAGCAGCACCGAUUCAACGGCCGCCACCCGCGCCUUCACCAACAGUGCCACCAACCCAACCAAAGCCGGAGUCGACGGCGCCGCGACCACGCGGAAUGUGCUCGUCAUCACCGCCGACGAGCUGUACACGAGCACAUUUGUCGGCGAGGGUCCCAUUUCCAAGGUCAUUGACGAUGAACGACGCAUGGUUGUCGAGAUGUUGAACCCGGAACAGUCAACACAGAAACUGCGCAAGAAUGAGCAGUCCUACAUAGUAAAUCGCGGUCAGGGUGUCGUCCGAUAUGACCUGGUGCAGUUGCCUAGCAACGACCCCAUUGAGGACGACCACGCUGAGAAGAUUGUCGAGGUUCCAAAUGGAUCGCAGCCUUCUUCAAAGAAUGACUGGAUGUUCUGGGGAGUCUUUGAUGGUCACUCUGGUUGGACAACCUCGGCCAAGCUGCGCCAGGCUCUCAUUGGCUCUGUUGCCCGCGAGCUUAACGACACAUACCGUGCCGCCCCUGGUAUGACACCGACUCCUGAGGCCAUCGAGGCUGCUAUGAAGACGGGUUUCGUCCGCCUGGACGAUGAAAUCGUCAACCAGAGUGUGGAGAAGGUCCUCAAGCAGAACAACAAGACGGUGGCCGCCGAGCUACUCGCACCCGCCCUCUCAGGCUCGUGCGCCCUUCUUUCAUUUUACGACAGCAGCACCGGACUCCUUCGCGUGGCUUGUACGGGCGACUCUCGCGCAGUUUUGGGCCGUCGCUCUGCCUCUUCGGGCAAAUGGACGGCAACGCCGCUCUCCACCGACCAGACUGGCGCCAACCCCGAGGAGGCCGCCCGUAUGCGAAAGCAACACCCUGGAGAGGAGCACGUUGUGCGGAAUGGGCGCGUGCUUGGCGGCCUCGAGCCCACCCGUGCCUUUGGUGAUGCCAGCUACAAGUGGACGCGGGAUAUUUCUGAGCGGCUGAGACGCUCCUUCUUUGGACGAACGCCAUCCGCUCUGCUGAGAACUCCCCCUUACGUCACUGCUGAACCGGUAGUUACAACUACCAAGAUCGAGCCCCAGAACGGGGAUUUCCUCGUAUUGGCGACCGAUGGUCUCUGGGAGAUGCUGACCAACGAGGAGGUAGUAGGCCUCGUCGGCAAGUGGUUGGAGACCCAGCAAACCGGUGGCUCGGGCUCGUCCUACUGGUCCAAGAUGUUUGGUGGCAGCUCAACGAAGAGUGGACUGCCCGUGGAGGCUGUUGGAGCCAAGGACUCUGCAGAUGGCCAGAAGACGCCCAUCCGCGUGCAGCAGUGGGGUCUCUCUCCCGACGGAAAGGAUAGGUUUGUCGUCAAGGACAAGAACGUUGCUACCCAUCUCGUUCGCAAUGCCCUUGGUGGCAAGAACGAGGAGCAGGUGUCUGCUUUGUUGACCCUGCCAUCUCCAUUCUCCAGGAGAUAUCGCGACGACUUGACUGUACAGGUCAUAUUCUUUGGCAACGAAGGAGAGAAGACGGGAGAUGUCGUUGUCAACGAAGAGGCCACUUCUAUGCCCGGUUCCUCGUCACAACCUGCGGCAGCUAAGGCAAAGCUCUGAGUGGCUUUUUUUCUUACUAUGGGUUUCAUUCCUUAUGUCCAGCAAUCCUAGCGUAGGCGUUAUAUGAUUAAAUCGACAAUGAUGCUAUAGUCAAGUUUUAUUGAAUUGAGGUAACCGGCACGCAACGUGACGUUCUAUCAUCACACGGGUGUUUGGGCCAACUACAGCAUUAUUAAAUAGUUUAGUUGCGUGGUUCAUCGUCGCGGUUGUACAUGUAGUUAGUAUACAAUAAAGAAU